AGUGAUCAAUAGGAGGUCGAGUGAGCCGGUCGGCUGCGCCUGGCGGCGGCGGCGGCGGCGGCGGCGGCGGCGGCGGCGGAGGCGGGUGUAGUGACGGCACGGAUCUAGAGCCGCCGCACGUGUCUGAGAUAGUGCCGGUGGAGGCGGCGGCUCACGCGGACGCGGGGUGCUGUUUUUGGUGCCCGGAGUGUGUCAUGACGUGAUGACGUUCGCGCAGUGAUGUGUCGACGUCAGUGACGCGAGCGAGCCGCGCCAGACGGGUGUCCGUUGGCGGCGGAGGCAUGAGCCAGCGGCCGCCGCACGUGCAGAUCGGCAGCACGCGACGCGGCACCGUCUCGCUCCUUAUCGACGGCUACCCAUUCCAGAAGAUACGCGACUCGGAGUCGCGAAGUUACUGGCGCUGUGCGCGACGCCAGUGUAGUGUGCGCGCCGUGCGCGAGAGGGACGUCGUGCGGUCAGUGUCUCACCUGCCUCACGAUCAUCCGCCCCCUCCGUCACACGGAGGUGCCAGCGUCACACCUGUGACGGGAGUAACGCCAGGUGUGCCUGGCACGUUAGCGGAACCGUGGCAGCCUCUGCAGCAUAUAAAGACGGAACCCUCCCCGGCUGCGUCGCCUCUGAUGGAACCCAGCGCGAGUGGUACAAUCAGUCCCGGGAUGGGAGUGUCGCCGGCGCCGGCGGGAGUGCUCGGAGUGUCGGCAGGAGUGUCUGCCAUGACUGGUGUGGUGUCUGGAGGACCAGGAACUCCCGGAGGUAUCCCUCCGGGCUGCGGAGUCCCCUCGAGCUCAGCCAUACCCGUCUGCGGCCCCGGACCUGGCGGAGGCACAGGUGCAAUUCCCACGUCUUGCCCAUGCCCAUCGUCCGUCCCCAGUGCGGCUCCAGGGCGACCCACCAUGGAGAACGCUGCCAUGAUCGUACUGGCCAGCAGGAGCACAGGACGGCUGAUGAUGAUCGUGGAUGGGUACACGUUCGAGCAGACCACUGCCACGGAUGGCGUGACCCUCUGGACUUGCUCAGAGCGUCACUCUGGCUGCACGGCGUGUGUGGAAACGACAGGAUCAGGCGUGGAGAAUCUGUCCGGGGUGGGGACGGGGCUGCCGCACACGCACGCGAGGAACUAUACGAGGUUGCCGGAGAACAUGGUUCCCGCCUCGGAACUGCCCGAUGGAGAGAGACGAGCGCUGGAGUCUGUGUGCGCGUCGGGACUGCGCGGUGGCGGAGGCGGUGGGGGAGGCAGUGCUGGAGGAGUCGUAGGAGGUAGUGCUGGAGUGGGUGUGGUAGUUGGAGGUGGAGGAAGGUCGGGUGUGUCCCCCAUGGAGACUCAAUCCGCACCAGAGGCUCCUCUGGUGGCCAGGGUGCGACCGGCUUCCCCCUCCACUGACCCCGUGCCAAAGAGGACGCGUGUCGAGCAUGAGGCAGCGAUUGUGGCGAAACAGACGCGAAAGCGACCACGCGAGGUCGACGCGUCGCCCCCGUCGGCAGCUACUGGACGUCCCGAACUCUCAGCGGAGAUGACGACGGGGGUAGACGGUCGUCCGGAGCUGGUACUUGAAGGGAACUGUUAUCGCUCAGUGUCGAACGGUGGUGACUCGGGUGGCAGCUCGCGGUGGAGAUGUGUUACGUCGCACUGUCCGGCAGAAGCGACCUCAGUGGCCGACAGACUAGUCUCUCUGUCAGGACUGCCUCACCGACAUCCUCCGAACGCCCCUCACAACGUGUUCUCGGCGAGGAUAUCGGAGCGACCACCUCCACCUCCUACUGUGAAGGUGCGCGUACAACCCGCGCUGGCUCCUCCAGCUCCGCCGAAACCUGCGGUCACUGUUCGAGUACAGGUCACCGGAGGAAGGGGGUGCAUCUCGCGACCUGCCCCCACCGCUGCGGUGGCCGGAGGGUCCGCCACGCCUUCCACGGACGGAUCGGAUGACGUGUUCAUGUGUUCAGCGCCGUCAGCGAGCUCCAAGACUGCGCUGACCUCAGGCGUUACCACGGCGACGACGCAUGUGAUGAGGCAGACCGGAAACGAUGGCUGUGCACGCGGUAGCAGCUCGCUGGACUCUGAGGAGGAGGCUCGGAAACAGGAGAUCGUGAAACUGACGGAACAACUUGUCGAGGCGAUCACAGUUGGCGACUAUGAGGCCUAUACGAAGCUGUGUGACCCUCACCUGACCUCGUUCGAGCCAGAGGCGCUCAGUAACCUGGUGGAAGGCAUGGAGUUCCACAAGUUCUACUUCGACAACGCAGUGUUGGGCAAGUUCCGGAAGGCCAUCAACACCACUAUCCUGAACCCUAACGUUCACCUGCUGGGAGACGAGGCGGCCUGCAUUGCCUACGUGCGGCUCUCGCAGUAUAUUGACAGGCAGGGUGUGCCUCACACGGAGCAGGCCGAGGAGACCCGCGUCUGGCACCGACACGACGGAAGGUGGCAGCACAUUCAUUUCCACCGCUCGCAGAACGGCUCCAAGUAAUCCGCCACCGCCACCGCCCACGCCCAGAAACGCCCGAAAACGCCACCGCCCGACGCCCGACGCUCGACGCCCAGAAACGCCAGACCGCUGCAGACCCGCAGAGAAAGAGAGAAAGAGAGAGUGGGGAGGUCAUGUGAUCGAUUUCCAUGUAGGUGUUAUGUGUUCUCGCGCGUUUGCCGCGAAGGAGCUAGGCGGGGUGUGGGUGUUUUGUGAUUGGUGGGCGCGCGGCGAGCUCGAACGCUGAUUGGUGGAGCGCGGGCGGGCUGAGCGCGGAUUGGCCGGCAGCCGUCGGUUAGGUGUCUGUUGAUUGGUGGAGCGACUGGCUCCGUGUUCGCUGAUUGGUUGUUGGGCCGGCGCGCUGCCCGCUGAUUGGUCGGCUGCCGGCCGUGCUGUGUGCUGAUUGGCUAGCCGGUCGGCCGGCUGAUCGCCGAUUGGCCGAGCCGAAAGUCACAUCUAGUCGAGGAGUCGGCGGCGAAAUCAAAACCAACGCAGCUGCUGUCCUCGCGCGGCGCCCCUCCGCUGCCGAACUUUGACGGUCGGCCGCUAGGUGGCAGGCGCAGCGCCGCCGCCGCCGCUCGGAUUUGAUGGCUUUUUAUUGUGCCUGCAAUGUCCGUACUUGCGCCGGGGAGCGCGCGCGUCCUGUCUUUAGGUGGUUCCCCUCUCAUUCUGCCCACCCGCUUGGGACUGUAUUUGUGUGUGCGUGCAAUGGUACAGGGUGCGCCAGCCAGCGGCGUCGGCUGUAUUGAUGCUAGGACGCGUUUGGACAGUCUCCACCCCUUUGCUUGUGGUCUUAUCGAGAACUUUGUCCGGGUUUUAUUAUAUCUGGUCUCUGACGCGAGUUAGCUUGAGGCUGAUUGACUGAACUAUUCUGGCCAGCCGCAUACAGGCAAUAAGCCAUUCAUUACCCAAUACUCUGCGUCCGUAAAGCUGGGUGGCGACUGCGACUGUGGCGCCGCCCUGGCGGCGGGUGACCGCAGUCGUAGUACCGACCGCCGCCGCCAGAUGCCAUGCCGGCCGCUGAUGUGGUUCUCUUCGGGCCCGAGAUGUUGGUGAUGUUCUUAACUAUCGUAGUCGGUAGUGAGUGAGUGAGGCCGCCCGCGCGCUGUGGGCGGCUCCGCCCCCGCCCCCGCCCCCGCCCCUCAGUCUGGUUGUCUGCGCCGCGUGUGUUGCGUGUGCGUCGUUUUCGCCAACUCUGGCGCGGCGUGAGAUGUGUCGAUUCGAGAGAGGGAGAGAAAACGAGCGAGAGCGUAUGUCUGUUCGUUCGACGUGGGACGGGUUGAGGCAGAGGGAUGGAGGAGUGGAGAGAGUUACGGAGAAUAUUGACGUGAGCAGGAGGUUGAUUUAGGUUUGGGUGGUCGUAUGGUGCCCACUGAGACUCUUACGGACCUUUUUGAGGUAUUGAUGUUGGGUGUUUUAUCGACCUAUUUUAUUCACAAAGUGCAUCGCUAAAUAAAGAUAGACUCUCUACGCACAA
Amphibalanus amphitrite is the source of this 3939-nucleotide messenger RNA. RefSeq names its product calcium/calmodulin-dependent protein kinase type II alpha chain-like. The transcript is spliced from 6 exons. Lineage: Eukaryota; Metazoa; Arthropoda; Thecostraca; Balanomorpha; Balanidae. Gene Ontology annotation, biological process: protein phosphorylation. The record is from RefSeq and is a predicted model, not a curated record. Gene Ontology annotation, molecular function: calcium/calmodulin-dependent protein kinase activity; calmodulin binding. The coding region runs from base 282 to 2465 and encodes 727 amino acids.